CGAGAUACCAGGAAGUUCAAGGAAGCUGCUGUUCUGCGCGCUCACUGAGAUCCGAGGAAUAUCAAUUGAGGAGCAGCGAGUACGGAAUCGAUGCCCAGGGAAAACCUGGAGGAUCCGGAGGAAAAUCCACGCGACCACGGGGAGAGAGAGACUUGCAAACUCUAAAUAUACAUCCAUAAUACAGCUGACGCUUCCUCUGACGCUUCCUCUGCGGGAUUGGUCUGAUGGAGCAAAGUCACUCAGCGCAGCUCGGUAUAAAAAGGAAACAAUGCGACCAGUAUGCAAACAGCACGGAUCGUCCUGGAAAUUUGACACAGCACCAGAGAACUCACACAGGAGAGAAACCUUUGAAGUGCACUGUGUGUGAGAAGGCAUUUGCCAAGUCAUCAAAUCUUAAAAAACACCAGAGAACACACACAGGAGAGAAACCUUUCAAGUGCACUAUGUGUGAGAAGGCAUUUACAGAGUCAUCAAAUCUUCAGAGCCACCAGAGAACACACACGGGAGAGAACCCCUUCAAGUGCACUGUGUGUGAGAAGGCAUUUGCAUGGUCAUCGCAUCUCAAAAGACACCAGAGAACACACACAGGAGAGAAAUCUUUCAAGUGCAAUGUAUGUGAGAAAUCAUUUGCACAGUCGUCAUAUCUUACAAUACACCAGAGAACACAUACGGGAGAUAACCCCUUCAGGUGCACUUUGUGCUCGAAAGCAUUUGCAGAUUCAUCACAUCUUAAACUACACCAAACAACACACACAGGAGAGAAACCCUUCCAGUGCAGUGUGUGUAGGAAAGCAUUUGCACAGUCAUCAGAUCUCCACAGCCACCAGAGAACACACACAGGAGAGAAACCUUUCAAGUGCAGUGUGUGUGAGAAGGCAUUUUCAAAGUCAUCAAAUCUUAAAAAACACCAGAGAACACACACAGGAGAGAAAUCUUUCAAGUGCAAUGUGUGUGAGAAGGCAUUUGCACAGUCAUCAUAUCUUACUAUACACCAGAGAACACACACGGGAGAUAACCCCUUCAGGUGCAAUUUGUGCUUUAAAUCAUUUGCAUAUUCAUCACAUCUUAAACUACACCAGACAACACACACAGGAGAGAAACCCUUCCAGUGCAGUGUGUGCAGGAAAGCGUUUGCAUUGUCAUCAUAUCUUCAGAUCCACCAGAGGACACACACGGGAGAGAAACCCUUUAAGUGCAGUAUGUGUGAGAAGGCAUUUGCAAAGUCAUCAAAUCUUAAAAAACACCAAAGAACACACACAGGAGAGAAACCCUUCAAGUGCACUGUGUGUGAGAAGGCAUUUUCAGAGUCAGCACAACUUAAAAAACACCAGAGAACGCACACAGGAGAGAAACCCUUCAAGUGCAGUGUGUGUGGGAAGGCAUUUUCAGAGUCAGCAUAUCUUAAAAUACACCAGACAACACACACAGGAGAGACACCCUUCAAGUGCAGUGUAUGUGGGAAGGUGUUUACAGAGUCAUCAAGUCUUCAAAGGCACCAGAGGAAACAUACAGGAGAGAAACCCUUCAAGUGCACUGUGUGUGAGAAGGCAUUUGGACGGUCAUCAGUUCUUCAGUGCCACCUGAAAACACACACAGGAGAGAAACCCUUCAAGUGCACUGUGUGUGAGAAGGCAUUUUCAGAGUCCUCAAAUCUUAAAAUACACCAGAGAAUACACACAGGGGAUAAACCCUUCAAGUGCACUGUUUGCGGGAAGGCGUUUUCACAUUCACCACAUCUUCAUAGACACCAGAGAACACACAGGCACCAGAACAUUCCCAAGAAAUGUAGUCUGAAAUCGACUUGUGAAAGUCAAAGUGCUGCAAUGAGCCCAUCCCUCCUGAAUAAAGAACCAGAAGUUAAUACUAGCUUGGACACUAUCAAAUGUAUCAAGGUGAAAUUUGAAGAGGCGAAGGUGAAAUGUGAAGAAGUGAUGGUGAGGAGCGAAGAAGUAAAAGUAAAAUGUGAAGAAGUGAUGGUGAAGAGUGAUGAAGUGAAGGUCAAAUGUGAAGAAGUGAUGGUGAAGAGUGAAGAAGUGAUGAUAAAAUGUGAACAUGAAGAUUCAACUCCAAUAUUGGGCCUUCACAUCGAUGGAGGCAACGUGAAGCAGGAGGAGAAUUCUGACUGUGAGGCAGAGCGAGGCAACUCCCAGGAGUUUGUGGACGUUGAGGUGUGGGUGGACUUCUUAGACAAUACAAAGUCAAAUGGAGACCCGGUAGAUGUGUAAGCUUGAGACAAUGAAGCUCCAAUAGAUUCACCUUUGUCACAGGCCUUUAAUGAAAAUAACGUGAAGUUGAACUCUCAAUUCCUAGGUUCAACCUGCAGAGUAAGAGCAGCCAGCAUUUGCGGACCUGUGGGUUGGGUAGGUUUCUCACCAGGAGCCAGAACCAAUAAGCUCCCAAGCAUUCACUAUGUUAUAAUAAUAUUAGCAUUUAUAUGGUGCUUGCUUAUUCGCCUCAGUAACUCAGAGUUUUGUAUCAUAUCUUAUCACAAACACUUGAAGAGCAUGUUGUCUGUAUACCUUUUCCAAAAAUGUAUAUUAAGAUUGAUUCUGCAUAUAUUUUUAUAUAAUCUUGAUCGGGAUGUCGAGCUGGGGCACGGAAAGGGUGAGUCACCCUCACCCCUCCCCUGUUUCCUCCUGACUUGCCACACAAAAGACAGCUGGAGGAUAAUUACAAGCCUACUGAGAAGUCAUACAAUGUAAUAAAAAAACGCCAAACCCAAAGGGGGGAUCAUAUUCCUGCAGGAAUCCCAAGUUGACUUCAAGAGAAGGCCUCCAUAAAGGAAACAACCCACAAUAAAACAAACAAGAUGGAAACAGCAGGAGUCACGAACCUCCCCUGACAGUGAAAUCCACCCAAGGGUAGUUAAUCAUGAGCUGACUGGGGGUUUUAAAAUACAACAGUAAAGUUAGAAUCUUAGCUAUAUCUUCAAGCUCGGGAUAUCAAAAUAUAACUUGAUAAUAAGAAGCAAGAAUCCUUGGCGAUACAGACGGGGAACAAAGGUUAAGCAUGAACCAAAUAAUAGUUAUGAAAGUUUUAGACCUAGGGUCAUUCAGAAGAGAUACAAUGUGAAAUAUGUCAACCACACGACCAAGAUAAUAUGUAUUCCACAGGAUCAGAGCCUCACCAACCGCCUUUGUCUUCCAUUAGCUAACAAAACAUGGUAGCAGUAAAUUAUGUAUGCAGGGGGCGCCUACCCCUAAAAUAUAAAAUACCACGCAAGAAUUACAAAGCGCGACGCGAGUGUUGUGAACGCUGCUCAAAACGUACUUUGAGUCGCUUGCCGAGUCAACUGGAAAGUGGUACGGUACCAAGCUAUAACAGGUGUAAAAUAAAUAAAAAUUGUUUAACUUCCAACCUGUGUUGAGAGGACAGAAAACAUGAUUACAGCAAGCACACCCGUGCACAAUAGGUCACGACUUCAAAUGCCAGAGCGCCCCUUUUUGAGUCUGAGGCGAAAAAAUGUAACACUUCCAACCCGUGAUGGGAGCGUGGGGAACGCUGCCCAAAACGUGAACGGAAACAUGGCGGUAAUAAAGACAUCCGGACAACAAAUAGCCCAAGCGACUUCAAAAGGAAAACAGCUGCCCCUUUGUCAUAAGAAAGUGCCUGAGGUGGAAAAAUUCAGAUAUAAGCAAGAACGCAACAACAGAAAUCAGUACUGCGCGUGGCAGGCUCCGGGGAUUUUCUCGUGACUGGCAAAUUGAUAGGGACCUCUGUAUCGGCAGAAGCCACGCAUCACGGAGAGUUUUUAAAACAUUUUUGCGUGAUUGAGAGAAUCUGCCAGCCAAGGCUGGUACUCGCAGUCUUACAAUACAAACGUGGGGAAGAGUGCUGUGGCAUUACUAUUCCCGGUGGCGAGGUCGCUGUAUACAACCAACACAUGCGAUCAUAGAGUGACAAUCAUUCCGAUUGCUCCAAUCAAAGUCAACCCUUCAAGGGAAAACCGCUAUUCGUGAGAGUGCCUCUUUAAAUCACAACCCACAGGCGAAGUUUGGUUGAGGGUCGGAUCAGAGACUGACAUGGAACGAUAUAACUUGAUCUGUAGUAUGUCCUCUGUGCAGCACGAGUCGUACAGACAACUGGAAGAGGACUCUAGAGAGGGGGUGGGGAGACGGCAGAUGCUGUCUGUCCAAGUCGCUCCACAGUCUACAAGGAUCAACAGUGUCUGGUGCCAAGGGGGGUGACGUGCGGCAACCAGCGGACGAGCUGCGAGCAGUGUCUGGUGAUGGGAUCAUUGCGCACAUCGAUGCAGACGGAGCCGGACCCAUCAUCCCUGCCAGCACGGGCACCGUCGACAGCGUGACCAGCGUGCCGACUUGGCAACCACCCCAGCGGUGGAGAGAGACUGACAAAGCAGCCGAGAGCGCCAUGUGUUUGACACACGCCAACCCAGCGCCCCUGCUGGAGGCCUGAGGUUUUCUGUACAAGGAACACUGCACCUCGGAAGCCGCUAACUCAAUAGUUAGCAUGAAGACACCCAGACACAUAACACGCUUGGUACUAUAAAGAUUGUUCCAAAAAGUUAUCUUGGUUUCGAAAAGGGUUGGCAUCCCAAUGUAGUGCGUUAACUAAUAGACGAUCGUGAAAAGCAUUGAUCUGUCCAUUGCGUUACAUGAAUGCGGUCGUUUAGAAGUAUUUUAGCCAUUUGAUUUCAUUAAUUGCAUAGCCUUACUAAUACAUUAGUUGAUGACACACUAAACAUUUAUAAGCAUCUAUGUUACGAAUCUACAAACUCACAGGAAUACUGUUGUGUUGAGAUUUUUCUUUUGAUCACAAAAUCUUUCCCGCGAAUUAAUUGAUGUCCCAUUAGCCAAUUGAUAAGCAUCUGUUAGCCAAACAGGCACCCUAGCACACACACUUGCUUCAGGACAUUUUGUUAAUUGUGUAAUGAGUGAGCGCCACCUGGGGGUUACAGGGGAUAUUUGCACGGCCACCGCUGGGUAACCGGUAUCCAAUCUGGAGUAGGAAUUCAAUCUCGGCCAAGGGUAAUGGGCGGAGCUACGGGGAAUAUUCGGGAACCAUCGAGAGGGUUCCACGAGGGGGCGUGGCCGUAGGCGGAGCUCGGCUCCGCCGGGGGGAAUAUAAGCGGAGGCAGGAGAGGACUUGGGGUUGGUGUGGGAGCCUCGUGUCCGGACUGCAUCGCCGCUCUACCUCUCCUCGCCAACGACCAUGUGGCGAACCUCCAGCAAAGCCGUAUCCUCCCCGGGCACGCCGACAGCUAGCGGCGUGAACGGGGAGAGAAAGCGAGAGGAAGAUGGAGCGCAGCAGCGGAUGGGAAAGCAAGAGAACUGCCCUGAGAGAGAGAGUGCGGAGCUGUGCAGACAUUCUAUUAAUAAAUGACACCAAUCCAGAGUCAUCGUGGAAGUCGUUUAUUACAUUUGCAUAAUCUUACCAAUGAAUUCAUUUGUCUACUUUUGCCAUUGGGCAUAUUUCUUUAGCACGUUUCGAAUGAAGAUUAUAAUUUCUUUAAUGACUUUUCCUAUCGCUGUGUAUGGUCGCGCUACUCUGAGGAGUUAGCCGAUUAUUCUGUUACUCAGUUUUAACAAAUGUAACCAUGGAGGGUUAAUUGUAUGGAUCAAUGAGUAGGACAUCUUCAGGAGUACGGUGUUGACAAUUCUGAUCAUAAGUGUGUUCGCAUAUUAGAGUGUUUUUAGAUAUUAAAGUUGCUUAACAUAGAAGAAUCUGAGUGGUUCCUUCCUAAGUUAAUGCACAAUAAUCUUAAUUGUAAGAACUGUAUCCUGCGGUGAGAUCUGAAUUCUGAGACCUGACAAUUACGCUAAAACAGAAUCAGUAAAAGUUAAAGCGAUAAUCAUUGUAUUAUCACAAUUGGUAAUACAACCCUAGACAACGAAGCUGAGCCUAAUUUGCAUAAUUGCAUACAUUUGUUGAGAAGUGUCGGACGACUCGGAGGCAAGUUUCCAAGUAAGAGCUUACGUCG
This is a messenger RNA of Lethenteron reissneri (Far Eastern brook lamprey), 5941 nucleotides long. RefSeq names its product zinc finger protein 883-like. The record is from RefSeq and is a predicted model, not a curated record. Lineage: Eukaryota; Metazoa; Chordata; Hyperoartia; Petromyzontiformes; Petromyzontidae.